UGUGGUUAUUUACUUAUACUCGUCUUUUUUCAUAUACUUUUUGUAUAGGCAUUGUUUUUGUAUAUUUUUAAAAAGAACAAUUUUAUUUGGUUUCAUUAACUAAAAAAAAAACUACAAAAAGUAAACAACGAUUGCAACGCCACUUAUAAUCGUGAUGAUUCAGCUUACAUAUUAGCUGUAACUGGCUGCAGUAAAAAUGUCAUCUUUUGCUUUGUUUUUAUCCACGUAUAAAAAAAUCAUUCCAUGUAUAUAUGUAUAUAUACAUUGAAUCUUCAAACAAUAAUAAUAAUAUUAUUAAUACCAAUCCACUGAAUCUUUCAAUAAUGAUGUUAGAUUGAUGUCAUGGUCUAUCAUAACGUUUACUGAUAUUAUUGCAAAUAAUAAGAACAAAUUCAAAUUUAUCAUUCAAAUGACUGAAAUGAUUUUUUUGUUUAAGUAUUAAUAUAUCUCAGUGUUAAAUUAGAAUGAAUUCUUAAUUUUUUUUAUAAAAAAAUUUUGAUAUAUUUCACUAACAUCUUGGGUAGAAAUGACUCCAAAAAAUACACUUUCCAAUGAACAAUUUGCUUUGAAAUGGAAUAAUCAUUCAAGCAAUUUAUCUUUAGGUUUUUUAUCAUAUUUAACGAAUAAAUAUUUAGUUGAUGUAACCCUUGCUGUUGAGGGACAACUAAUUCAAGCUCAUAAACUUGUUCUCUCUAUCUGUAGCCCAUACUUCCAAGAUAUUUUUAAGGAUAAUCCCUGCCAACAUCCAGUAGUGAUUCUGAGAGAUAUGAAAUAUACUGAAAUUGAUUCAUUAUUGAAAUUCAUGUAUCAAGGAGAAGUCAACAUCAAGCAUGAGGAGCUUGAAAAUUUUUUAAAAGUUGCUGAAGCUUUAAAAGUGAAAGGACUUACAAUAGAGAAUAAUAAAAACAAUGAAAAAGAUAACGAAACUAAAUUAGAAAAACAUUCUAAUGAAACUUUGGAGUCUAAGCAAGUUGAUAAGACAAGUCACUUAGAAUUGAUUCAAUGUGAACGUUCUUUAAAACGCCCUAAAAACUCCAUUCCUACGAGGGCUAAUAAAAAAACUAUAAAAUCUUCGUUUAGCAUAGACGAUGAAUCUUCACCACAAAUUUUAUUAGAAGUUGACGAUAAUAAUUUAGCCGAAGAUAGUAUUUCUUAUUCAAAGAAUAAUUUAAUUAAUAUAAAUGAGAAUUCGAUUAAAGCUGAACACAACGAUGAUUAUUCCCUAGAUUCGAUUCAACAAGUAAAUGAUCCCAAUGGAGAAAAUGAUCCUGAUAAGUCAAUACAACCUUCGAAUAGCACCGAACCUGUAGUAACUUACAGGCUGUCAACUCGAGGACGUCCACAAUUAGUUCAUAAAGGAUAUGUUUAUAAUCUGACAUCUCGUUCAGAAGUGCUGAACCGAUCACAUUAUCGAUGUGCAGAACAACAUCGAGGUUGUCGUGGUAAAUGUGCUGUAAUUGAAGAACAAUUCAUGCCAACAGGUGUUUAUGAUCAUAAUCAUGCACCAGGGUAUCAAUCUGAAAAAGAUUAUAAGAAAAAGAAGUAACUGAAAAUAAAUAAGUGUAAUUCUACUUCAUUUUUGUGAUUCAGAAAAGUUUUAAUUUUAAAAACAAUUAGUGUAAGAAUUUUACCAUUUCUUUUUGUUUAGGGGUUUUACACAUAUGUAAAUAUAUAUUUAUUCAAAUGAAAAUGUUGGAAAAUUUAAAAUACAUCCAAUCUAAUAAG
This is a messenger RNA of Chelonus insularis, 1725 nucleotides long. RefSeq names its product broad-complex core protein isoforms 1/2/3/4/5-like. Gene Ontology annotation, biological process: regulation of transcription by RNA polymerase II. The transcript has 7 exons. Lineage: Eukaryota; Metazoa; Arthropoda; Insecta; Hymenoptera; Braconidae. Gene Ontology annotation, cellular component: nucleus. Gene Ontology annotation, molecular function: protein binding. Bases 527 to 1546 code for a protein of 339 amino acids. The record is from RefSeq and is a predicted model, not a curated record.